Messenger RNA from Meriones unguiculatus (Mongolian gerbil), 8254 nucleotides. It is a transcript of the gene Abcc9, whose product is annotated as ATP binding cassette subfamily C member 9. The record is from RefSeq and is a predicted model, not a curated record. Lineage: Eukaryota; Metazoa; Chordata; Mammalia; Rodentia; Muridae. Gene Ontology annotation, biological process: potassium ion transport; transmembrane transport. Gene Ontology annotation, cellular component: membrane. The transcript is spliced from 40 exons. Gene Ontology annotation, molecular function: sulfonylurea receptor activity; ATP hydrolysis activity; ABC-type transporter activity. The coding region runs from base 428 to 5074 and encodes 1548 amino acids.
UGGGAUGGUGGUGGCAGGUCGCAGGUGAGGAUGGUGGGGUGGAGAGCGUCCUGGGCGGGAAGGGUCCUCGGCCUUAGGCGAUGGGCUCCGUCCUUCAGUUUCCUGCCUGGGCGCGGCAGUGUCCGCCCGGCGCUCAGCUGCGGAGCAGCAGAGAAACGCGAUAGGAGGCAGCAGCUGGCUUCCCACCACCCUAAAAAUAAUCGCCGCCGCUGCGCCGCCGACCCGGAGGAAACGUCGCCCAUGGAGUGCGCGAGCUCCUCGGCUCGCUACGGAGCGCUCACCAGCCGCUUUGGGCAGUCGCUGGCUGAGUUCGGUGUACUCCUUUGAAAUCUGCAGACUUUGGGAAGGCUUUUGGAAGGUAGCUCAAGUGCGCUGGUAGGGGGACUAAGUACCGGAGCCAAACCCAAGGCUAAACAAACAGGAAGAGAUGAAUCUUUCUUUUUGUGGGAACCAGCGCUCCUCCUAUAGCAUCUCUUGUGGUGUUCUCCAGAACCCCUGCUUUGUGGACGCGCUCAACCUGGUCCCUCAUGUCUUCCUGCUCUUCAUCACCUUCCCUAUAUUGUUCAUUGGAUGGGGGAGCCAAAGUUCAAAAGUGCAAAUUCAUCACAACACAUGGCUUCAUUUUCCCGGACAUAAUCUGAGAUGGAUUCUGACGUUUGCGCUCCUGUUUGUGCACGUUUGUGAAAUAGCAGAAGGCAUUGUUUCAGACUCGCGGCGGGAGUCCAGGCACCUCCACCUCUUCAUGCCAGCCGUGAUGGGAUUUGUUGCCACGACAACGUCCAUCGUGUAUUAUCAUAACAUUGAAACGUCAAACUUCCCUAAACUGCUUCUAGCUUUAUUCCUGUAUUGGGUAAUGGCCUUUAUUACAAAGACAAUAAAGUUGGUCAAAUACUGGCAGUUGGGAUGGUGGGUGUCAGAUCUGCGCUUCUGCAUCACAGGAGUGAUGGUCAUCUUGAAUGGGCUGCUGAUGGCUGUGGAGAUCAAUGUCAUCCGGGUCAGAAGAUAUGUUUUCUUCAUGAAUCCUCAGAAAGUGAAGCCUCCGGAGGACCUCCAGGAUCUGGGUGUGAGGUUCCUCCAGCCGUUCGUGAAUUUACUGUCUAAAGCAACUUACUGGUGGAUGAACACGCUCAUCAUAUCUGCUCACAGGAAGCCUAUUGAUCUGAAGGCGAUUGGGAAGUUGCCGAUAGCCAUGCGGGCAGUGACGAACUAUGUUUGCCUGAAAGAUGCCUACGAGGAGCAAAAGAAAAAGGUCGCUGAGCAUCCGAAUCGGACCCCGUCCAUAUGGCUCGCCAUGUACAGAGCGUUUGGGAGGCCCAUCCUGCUGAGCAGCACGUUCCGGUACUUGGCUGACUUGCUGGGGUUCGCUGGUCCUCUCUGCAUCUCUGGAAUAGUCCAGCGUGUGAACGACACCCAGAAUGGGCUGAAUAGCACGACAGGCGUUUCAGAGAAACUCUCGUCGAAGGAAUUUCUGGAAAAUGCCUAUGUGCUGGCUGUCCUGCUUUUCCUGGCCCUUAUCCUGCAAAGGACAUUUUUGCAGGCUUCCUACUAUGUGACCAUAGAGACAGGCAUCGACCUCCGUGGCGCUCUGCUGGCUAUGAUAUACAAUAAGAUCCUUCGGCUCUCUACCUCUAACCUAUCCAUGGGGGAGAUGACCCUGGGACAGAUCAACAACUUGGUUGCUAUAGAAACCAAUCAGCUCAUGUGGUUCUUGUUCCUGUGUCCCAAUCUGUGGGCCAUGCCUGUUCAGAUCAUCAUGGGGGUCAUCCUGCUGUACAACUUGCUUGGAUCAAGUGCGCUGGUUGGUGCUGCGGUCAUUGUGCUCCUUGCACCAAUUCAGUACUUCAUUGCCACGAAGCUGGCAGAGGCUCAGAAGAGCACGCUGGACUAUUCCACUGAGAGGCUGAAGAAGACAAAUGAGAUCUUGAAAGGCAUCAAGCUCCUUAAGCUCUAUGCCUGGGAACACAUUUUCUGCAAAAGCGUGGAAGAGACUAGGAUGAAGGAGCUCUCCAGCCUCAAGGCCUUUGCUCUCUACACGUCGCUGUCCAUCUUCAUGAAUGCAGCGAUCCCCAUCGCAGCUGUCCUUGCAACAUUUGUGACACAUGCAUAUGCCAGUGGAAACAACCUGAAACCAGCUGAGGCCUUUGCCUCUCUGUCUCUCUUCCACAUCCUCGUCACGCCGCUCUUCCUGCUGUCCACGGUGGUAAGAUUUGCAGUCAAAGCCAUCAUCAGUGUUCAAAAGUUGAAUGAGUUUCUCUUGAGCGACGAGAUUGGCGAGGACAGCUGGAGAACUGGGGAGGGCGCCCUGCCUUUCGAGUCCUGUAGGAAGCACACCGGAGUGCAAUCAAAACCGAUAAACAGGAAGCAGCCUGGAAGAUACCACCUGGACAGCUAUGAGCAAGCACGACGGCUUCGGCCGGCAGAGACAGAAGAUAUCGCGAUAAAGGUGACAAAUGGCUACUUCUCGUGGGGCAGUGGCUUAGCCACAUUAUCCAAUAUCGACAUUCGAAUUCCAACAGGUCAGUUAACCAUGAUUGUGGGCCAAGUGGGAUGUGGGAAAUCGUCUCUUCUCCUGGCCGUCCUUGGUGAGAUGCAGACCCUGGAAGGGAAAGUUUACUGGAGCAAUGUAAAUGAAUCAGAGCCUUCUUUUGAAGCAACCCGAAGCCGAAGCAGGUAUUCUGUGGCGUAUGCCGCCCAGAAGCCCUGGCUUCUGAACGCUACCGUCGAGGAAAAUAUCACUUUUGGAAGUCCUUUCAACAGACAGAGGUACAAAGCUGUCACCGAUGCCUGCUCUCUUCAGCCAGAUAUUGAUUUGUUACCAUUUGGAGACCAAACUGAAAUUGGAGAAAGGGGCAUCAACCUGAGUGGCGGUCAGAGGCAGAGAAUCUGUGUGGCACGGGCACUCUACCAAAACACUAACAUUGUCUUCUUGGACGAUCCGUUCUCUGCCCUGGACAUCCACCUGAGUGAUCACUUGAUGCAGGAAGGAAUCCUGAAGUUUCUCCAGGAUGACAAGAGGACAGUUGUUCUUGUGACUCACAAAUUGCAAUACCUGACACACGCUGACUGGAUCAUAGCCAUGAAGGACGGGAGCGUGUUAAGAGAAGGCACUUUGAAAGACAUUCAGACCAAAGACGUGGGGCUCUACGAACACUGGAAGACCCUCAUGAAUCGACAAGAUCAGGAGCUAGAAAAGGAUAUGGAAGCAGACCAAACAACACUAGAGAGGAAGACGCUCCGCAGAGCCAUGUAUUCAAGGGAGGCCAAAGCGCAGAUGGAGGAUGAAGAUGAAGAGGAAGAGGAGGAGGAAGAUGAGGAUGAUAACAUGUCGACUGUAAUGAGGCUUAGGACCAAGAUGCCCUGGAAAACCUGUUGGUGGUACCUGACUUCAGGAGGUUUUUUCUUGCUCUUCCUCAUGAUCUUCUCCAAGCUUCUGAAGCACUCGGUGAUUGUGGGCAUAGACUACUGGCUGGCUACAUGGACAUCUGAGUACAGUAUAAACCACACUGGAAAAGCUGACCAGACGUUCUACGUGGCUGGGUUCAGCAUCCUCUGUGGAGCUGGCAUUUUCCUUUGCCUUGUCACCUCUCUCACUGUAGAAUGGAUGGGUCUCACCGCCGCCAAGAACCUUCACCACAACCUCCUUAAUAAGAUAAUUCUUGGGCCAAUAAGGUUCUUUGAUACUACCCCCCUGGGGCUGAUUCUCAAUCGCUUUUCUGCUGAUACUAAUAUCAUCGACCAGCACAUCCCUCCAACGCUGGAGUCCCUGACGCGCUCCACUCUGCUCUGCUUGUCUGCUAUCGGGAUGAUCUCCUACGCCACACCCGUGUUCCUCGUUGCCCUUGUGCCCCUCGGUGUCGCCUUUUACUUCAUCCAGAAAUACUUCCGAGUCGCCUCUAAGGAUCUCCAGGAACUUGAUGACAGCACCCAGCUUCCCCUGCUUUGUCACUUCUCAGAAACUGCCGAAGGGCUCACCACUAUCCGGGCCUUUAGGCAUGAAACCAGAUUCAAGCAACGCAUGCUAGAGCUAACAGACACGAACAACAUUGCCUACUUGUUUCUCUCGGCUGCCAACAGAUGGCUGGAGGUCAGGACGGACUACCUGGGAGCUUGCAUCGUCCUCACAGCAUCCAUCGCAUCCAUUAGUGGAUCUUCCAAUUCUGGACUAGUGGGCUUGGGUCUUCUGUAUGCCCUCACGAUCACUAACUAUCUGAAUUGGGUUGUGAGGAACUUGGCUGACCUGGAGGUCCAGAUGGGUGCAGUGAAGAAAGUGAACAGUUUCCUGACGAUGGAGUCUGAGAACUAUGAAGGCACCAUGGAUCCUUCUCAAGUCCCAGAACAUUGGCCACAGGAAGGCGAGAUCAAGAUUCACGAUCUAUGUGUUAGAUAUGAAAAUAACCUGAAGCCUGUUCUGAAACAUGUCAAGGCGUACAUCAAACCUGGGCAGAAGGUGGGCAUCUGUGGUCGCACUGGCAGUGGGAAGUCAUCCUUGUCUCUGGCUUUCUUCAGAAUGGUCGACAUAUUUGAUGGAAAGAUAGUCAUCGAUGGGAUAGACAUUUCCAAACUGCCAUUGCACACACUGCGCUCCAGACUGUCCAUCAUUCUUCAGGACCCGAUUCUCUUCAGUGGCUCCAUCAGAUUUAACUUGGAUCCUGAGUGCAAGUGCACCGACGACAGGCUCUGGGAGGCCCUAGAAAUUGCCCAGCUGAAGAAUAUGGUCAAAUCUCUGCCAGGAGGGUUAGAUGCCGCCGUCACUGAAGGGGGGGAGAACUUCAGUGUUGGGCAGAGGCAGCUGUUUUGCUUGGCCAGGGCCUUCGUGCGGAAGAGCAGUAUACUUAUUAUGGAUGAGGCCACAGCUUCCAUUGACAUGGCCACGGAAAACAUUUUGCAGAAAGUAGUAAUGACAGCUUUUGCGGACCGCACCGUCGUAACCAUAGCUCAUCGCGUGUCUUCUAUUGUGGAUGCAGACCUUGUUUUAGUCUUUUCUGAGGGUAUUUUAGUGGAGUGUGAUACUGGUCCAAACUUGCUCACGCACAAGAAUGGCCUCUUUUCUACCUUGGUGAUGACCAACAAGUAGACCAGCAUGAUCUGCUCCGCCAGGUGUCUCCUUCUCUGGUAGUUGUCCUAGCAGAAUCCACUGAGUAAGGCAGAGCUGAGGCUUCGACUGAAGAGAGUUCUGGCCGGAGGGUGGGGGUGGGGUCCUAACCAUGGGGUCUAACCGCAUUGGUCAGCUCACCUAAGUGCUUGCAUCGUGUGAUACUAACUGAGGAACAUCCUAUGUUUCCAAAGACAGCACUAAAGGAGCAAGAAUGAGGUUCUCCUCUGUCCUAAGGACCAGUUGAUUUGAGGCUGUUUUCUAGUCACCCUUAAAAAUGCCUUGUGUGUUACCUGCCUCUAAGGUUUUAUGUGAAUACUUGCUGCUCUUGGGAGAAAGGCCACUCUUUGAAGGGCAUCCAGGAAAUGACUUCCUAUGGAGCCCAGGUUAAAAAAAAAAAUCUCUAAUUUUCCUGAUAAGUUCUGUGGUUCUUCCUUCAUGAAGGGCAAUGGCCUCAUAAAUUCAUUCUCACCAUGGUAAAUGCUUUAAGAGGCUAGAGAACCAGCUAGCAUGAAAAACACUUCUGGAGUACAGUUCAAGACCUGUCUCACUAGAAACAUGUAGGGAGAUAUUUGGGAGAAGGAAGAAUCUCCCGUUGCCCCUUGCUGAGUGGGAGGAGAGAGGAAUGUUGGACCCUUGCUAACCCAGGAGACCAAGUCUCCACUCUGCUCUGCACACAGCAUGGGGGUGCUGGGUGGUCCAAGGGAGUCUUCAUAAUUUCUCUCUUUAAAUGAAAAUGUGCGUUCUUUUGCCCUCUUUCUAAUGGUAUUUGCAGAAUACUUUACACACACAUUUCUUCUGCCCAGGCUUCUGGUGUGAAGGUUGUUAAACUCCGAAUGUCCCCCUCACACCUCACAGGAGGGAGGUGCCACAGUGACUGCAGAGCCCACACUUCUUCACAGACAGCCCACGCUUAUUGUGGGCUCCUCCAGAGUUACCCACAGCUUUGCUAAGAUUUGUUUUCUUUCCUGCCUGAAAGUUCUCCUGGUGCCUUGUUCACCCACCGCUGAAACAUCAUAAAACAGCUUUAAAAUACAAGUUUUUCUAGCUUCCUAAAAGGGGCCGUGACAAACAGAAUUAGUUCCUGCUAUUUAUUUAUGGGAACAAUUUCUUCCUCACUCUCACUUGGAUUAACUUCUGUGGAGCAUUUUGAAAUUUUCAUCAACACUAUUACAGCUGACCCCACACUUUCUCAACAACCAAAAAUAAUGUGAAUUAAUGGAGUAAACAUAAGCUAUAUUUAUCUCUGUUGGCUAAAAUUUCUCAGUGUUUUUAUUAUUUUAGUAAACAUUAUUUUAGACAAUUAUAGCAAUGUUUAUAAAACUGUCUUCGUAGAUAUAAAAGCCAAGUUCUUUUUCAAAGCACUUCUGAUAUGGUUAUUAAAGAAACAAUAUUUUUCCCAAAAGAAAAUGCAUUGUUAUAAACAAUCUGUUGUGCGUAUUACUUUCAAAUGCACAGGGAUGCAAAUGGCUCCGAUUUUUUUUCUCAAAGAUGGACAUUGCCCCCAACUUCUGGCAAAUUCCUAAAGAUAGCUGGGGUGACUACUGAGAACUGGAAAGUGGCUCGUGGGGCUCGAGUCACUACAAGUCUAAAGUCCAUCGCACAUCUCAGACAGCAAGGACAGAAGAAUAGACAAGAACUCAAAUAGUUUUACAUUGGUUCCACAUCAAAAUGCUAACGCAGUGGACGGAUUGAAGAUGCAUGUUACCACACACACACACACACACACACACACACACACACGCACACGCUGCUUUCAACUGCUGGUUGAUACUUUUAAAAUGGAUCUCCAAGCAAAUUUAAAAUUGCAUGAGGCUGACUUUUUUGCUCUGGCAGGCAGGUGAAGGGUGCCUUACACCACGUGUGUGUACUUAGAAAGAUGCCUACAGUCAACACACCUGAGGCAUCCUCGCCUUGGCAUUCAUAGGAUGGUACCAAAAACCUCAGCAGAUUUCUGUAUUGGAAAGUUGAGAUUUUUGUGUCCUGUUCUAGUUUAACAGUUUUCUGAGAUACACUUCCUGUAGGUUCUUCACGGGUAUUUCCCUAAUGAUUGGCCAUGUUAGUACUUUAACUGCAGAGGCUGAGCUCAGAGAGAGUAAAGGCACCACACAGAGUUUUCCUUUCUAAACCACAGAGAAUUCCUAGCAGCAGCUGGCAUUUAUCAUUUGCUUUCAUGUGCCAGGAAAGGUGAACAGUUUCCCUGCAAAUGUUCUCACAUCGUGCUGGAAAGCAGGGCCAUCACUACCACCAUUAAAGGCGCAAAGCUGCAGCAUCCCUGGUGAGGAUGGUCUGACAGGAGAGCCUGCUCACAUCCAUGGCCAUCACCCUCAUUGUGGUUGGUGAACCUCCCCUGAACUAGCCAGGCUCAGUAGCAGCAUGGGAGCGCUUUGCCCUCCAAAGUUUGUAAAGCUGCCUCGAUAAUGAUUCAGUGGUAAUUCUGCUGUUAAUUAUCCAUGUCAUCUCUCUAUUUCUCUUGAUCUGUCUGAACCCUAACCCUAACCCUGAUAAAGUAGAGAGGGAGGAAACCCACAGCUGAAGAACAUUUUGAUGACUCACAAGUACAUGUGUGUGGUGCACUUACCAUGUGACGCAUGCUUGAUAAAUGGCAGUUUUAUUAGUAUUGAUAAGUAACACCAAAGCCCUGCUUCCAAGGGUGCCACAUGGGAAGUGAGCCAGUGAGUGGCUCUGUCAGGUAAGAGCCUGCAUGCCAAUAACUCUGGACAUUGCGUUCAAAUGUUGAACACCAGAACGGACUUCUCCAGGUGGGACUCCCAGACCCGAAUCUCUCAGGGUGCUUCUUCUUGUUUGUUAAUCCAGGGACUUAGUGGGCUCACACGUGACAUGAUUGUAAUCAAGAACCCAACUGCUUCCCAAUGGCUCCUGUUAGCGUUUCAUUGAGACACAUUUAUUAGCAUGCAUAGCUGUCAAGUUUCAGUAAAAUAAUGACACUAAAGCUGCACUAAAGUUAAGACAGAGCAAACAGAACCCCAUUCUGCCUGCCUGUGUUUAAAACUAUAUGAAUGAAUAAAUAAAAGAAAAGGGCAUUCCUUGGCACACCCGCAGUAAAGAAGCAACCACGCAUGACCAGUCUAUGAAAUAGUCAUAUUCGUUGUUUUGACUCUUGGGCUCAAACUCAUUACCAAUGUUGCUCUUUCCGCAUUC